CAAAACCCUAACACCUUCACUUUCAUUCAUUCACAUAUUUCCUCGACCAAAAAUGGCAGAGCUUCACCAGCAAUACCAGCAGUCCCACCCCUUCCAGGCCCAACAAGGCAUGAUGCAGCAACAACCCAAGUCCUACCAGGUCGCCAAGGCCGCCACCGCAGUCACCGCCGGGGGCUCACUCCUUGUCCUCUCCGGUUUGGUCCUCGCUGGUACGGUUAUAUGCUUGACCGUAGCCACUCCCCUCCUUGUGAUCUUCAGUCCGGUUCUCGUACCGGCUGUCAUCACCGUGGCUCUCAUUAUGACCGGCUUCUUGGCCUCCGGCGGGUUUGGCGUGGCGGCCAUCAGUGUCUUGUCGUGGAUCUACAAGUACGUGACCGGAAGCCACCCUCCUGGAGCGGACAAGCUCGACUCAGCACGACACAAGCUGGCCGGGAAGGCAAGGGACAUGAAGGAUCGAGCUGAACAGUUUGGGCAACAGCAUAUGGGCACUGAACGCGGGCAGCAUGGUCAGCAUCAGACUUCUUAAAUCUUCACCGUUGCUGAACGGUGGUGGCGGAGUGUGGUGUUCAUAGUUGAGACUAGGCCCGGGCAAUGUUUGUGUAUUAGAUUCGGUUGCUUUGUCUCGUCUCGUACGUAUUUAGUAGUUGUGUGUGUUUGUAUGUUAAACUUGUUGUUUCUGGGUUUCUCUGUGUAUUUUAGUUUUAUGUAAUGCGCUGUGAACUGAGAGUGAAAAAACCUUGGCUUAUUUUGAAGGAAAAAGAAAUAAAAAUUCAAAAUUAAUGUG
Messenger RNA from Fragaria vesca subsp. vesca, 784 nucleotides. Its product is annotated as oleosin 1-like. Gene Ontology annotation, biological process: lipid storage; sexual reproduction. The transcript has a single exon. Bases 53 to 526 code for a protein of 157 amino acids. Gene Ontology annotation, cellular component: membrane; monolayer-surrounded lipid storage body; extracellular region. NCBI's taxonomy places the organism in Eukaryota, Viridiplantae, Streptophyta, Magnoliopsida, Rosales, Rosaceae. The record is from RefSeq and is a predicted model, not a curated record.